CUAAAACCUUCCAAUGCUAAUGAGAGAAAACUGCGGAAAAUCGAGGAGAGGGGUAAAAAAAAAUGAGUGGUUAGUUUAAGAAAACGAGUAUUUUCGUCGCAGCCGACAACAAGCAGCAUGAUAACGUAUCGUUCUUUUUACCCUUUUGUGAAACGCGGAAAGACGGAAAAAGGAAAGUUUGGGGGAGUUUGCGUUCACUAAAGUAUGGCGCGAGAGUUCAGACAGCCCGGAGCGGUCGAUCCUAAAGUAAAGAAGAGGAGUAAAAAGAAAACCAGGAAAGAAAAUAAAACCCGAACUGUGUGUUCAAAUUUAUUAUAUGACCAUUCCAAAGGACACGACAACCCAAACAGACAAUACGCAAACAAUAAGAUUAAAACGACGAAGUAUACCCUGCUAUCCUUUUUGCCAAAGAAUCUUUUCGAGCAGUUCCAUCGAUUUGCCAACGUGUAUUUUGUUUUCAUCGCUUUAUUGAAUUUCGUCCCUGUUGUUAAUGCUUUUCAACCCGAGCUAGCGCUGGCUCCAGUUGUUUUUAUAUUGUCAGUUACGGCUAUAAAGGACCUAUGGGAAGAUUAUAGAAGACACCGUUCGGAUAAAGAAAUAAAUCACAUGGACUGUCUCGUCUUCUGCAGGAGAGAGCGACGGUACGUGGAGAGGUACUGGAAAGAGGUGCACGUGGGCGACUUCAUCCGGCUGCGGUGCAACGAGAUCCUCCCCGCCGACGUCCUGCUGCUGAGCUCCAGCGACCCCGACCACCUGUGCCACAUCGAGACGGCCACGCUGGACGGCGAGACCAACCUGAAGCAGAGGCAGGUGGUGCGCAGCUUCAUCGACCAGGAUGGCGACUUUGAUCCGACUCGAUACAGCAGCGUCAUUGAGUGUGAGAAGCCGAACAAUGACUUGAACAGGUUUCGAGGUUACAUUGUCCAUGGGAACGGCAGAAGGGAGGGUCUAUACAAAGAUAAUCUGCUGCUGAGAGGCUGUACUGUCCGAAACACAGAGGAGGCGGUGGGCAUCGUCAUCUAUGCAGGUCACGAGACGAAGGCCAUGCUGAAUAACAACGGGCCGCGGUACAAGCGCAGUAAGCUGGAGCGCCAGAUGAAUGUGGACGUGUUCUGGUGUGUCAUCAUCCUGCUGAUCAUGUGCCUGUUCUCUGCCAUCGGUCACGGGCUGUGGAUGUUCCAGUACGGAGAUCAGCGGCCCGUCUUUGAUGUGCUCAGCCCUGAAGGAAAUGAGAUGUCCCCUGCACUGUCCGCCAUUUACCUCUUCCUCACCAUGAUCAUCGUGUUCCAGGUGCUGAUCCCCAUCUCCCUCUUCGUUUCCAUCGAGAUCGUUAAGAUCUGCCAAGUCUAUUUCAUCCACCAAGACGCGGACCUGUACGACGAGGAGACGGAGUCUCCCCUGCAGUGCCGCGCCCUGAACAUCACCGAGGACCUGGGCCAGGUGCAGUACGUCUUCUCCGACAAGACCGGCACGCUGACGGAGAACAAGAUGGUGUUCCGCCGCUGCACGGUGGCGGGGGUGGAGUACUCCCACGACGCCAACGCGCGCAGGCUGGCGCAGUACCAGGAGCUGGACUCUGAGGAGGAGGAGUGUGUGUCGGGGGGCACCCUGCCACGCAGGGACAGCUCCACCAGCCACCAGAGCGCCAGGGUGGUGCUGCGCUCCCAGAGCACCAAGUCCCACCGCCGCACCGGCAGCCGGGCCGAGGCCAAGAGGGCCAGCAUCCUGUCCAAGCACACGGCCUUCAGCAGCCCCAUGGAAAAGGACAUCACGCCCGACCCGCAGCUCCUGGACAAGGUGAACGAGUGCAGCAGCCAGCCCCUGGGGGGGCUCUCCCACGAACUCUCCGACAUCAUGGAGUUCUUCAUCGCCCUCACCAUCUGCAACACCGUGGUGGUGUCCUCCCCUAGUCAUCCUCGGCAGAAGGUGCGGAUGCGGUUCGAGCUCAAGUCGCCGGUGAAGACCAUCGAGGACUUCAUCAAGCGCUUCACGCCCAGCCGCCUGACCUCGGGCUCCACCAGCAGCAGCUCGUCCAGCCUGGGCGCCGGGCGCCCGGCCCAGAAGCACAGCUCCGCCAGCCUGCCCUCGCCCGGCGCGGACAGCGCCCUCCUCAGGCUGGAGGAGGAACAGCAGCAGCACCACCCGGGCCGCUCUCCGGACCUGCAGCGGGCCUUCAGCCCGGCCGCGCCCGCCGAGGAGGGGGAGCUGCGGUACGAGGCGGAGUCCCCGGACGAGGCGGCGCUGGUCUACGCCGCGCGCGCCUACAGCUGCUCCCUGGUCGGCCGGCUGCCGGACCAGGUGACCGUGGAGCUGUCGCACCUGGGCAGGCUGCACUUCGAGCUCCUGCACACGCUCAGCUUCGACUCCACGCGCAAGCGCAUGUCCGUGGUGGUCCGCCACCCGCUGACCAAUCAGAUCACCGUCUACACCAAAGGGGCGGACUCCAGCGUCAUGGACCUGAUCCGCACCCCGUCCGCCGGUGACACCAAAAGUAAACGCCAAAGAAAAAUUCUGUUUAAAACGCAGAAUUUUCUCAACCUGUACGCUGCCAGCGGUCUGAGAACUCUCUGCAUCGCCAAAAAGACUCUGACGGAGGUGGAGUACGGGGACUGGCUGGAGGGCCGUUUGCAGGCCGAGACGGCCAUUCAGGGGCGGGAGGAGCUGCUGUUUCAAUCUGCCGUGAAACUGGAAACAAACCUUCAUCUCUUAGGGGCCACAGGGAUUGAGGACCGGUUGCAGGACGGGGUCCCUGAGACCAUCGCCUCUCUGCGGAAAGCCGGGCUGCAGAUCUGGGUUCUGACUGGAGACAAGCAGGAGACGGCCAUCAACAUCGCCUACGCCUGCAGGCUGCUCGACCCCGAGGAGGAGCUCAUCAUUCUCAACGCUGACACACAGGAAGCGUGUGCCGUGCUGCUGGAGGAGAGCCUCCACUACAUCCAGUCCAAGUUCCUGUGCGAGUUCCCAGAGCAGGCCAGCCGGGCCUCGGGGGAGGACCUGGGGGCGCUGGAGCCCCCGGCCGCCCUGGUGCACCGGCUGGGCCUGGUGAUCGACGGGCGCACGCUGGCCUACGCGCUGGAGGGCAGCCUGGAGGACCGCUUCCUGGCCGUGGCGAGGAGCUGCCGCUCGGUGCUGUGCUGCCGCUCCACGCCGCUGCAGAAGAGCAAGGUGGUGAAGCUGGUGCGCAGCAAGCUCAAGGUCAUGACCCUGGCCAUCGGGGAUGGGGCUAAUGAUGUCAGCAUGAUCCAGGUGGCUGAUGUCGGAGUGGGGAUCUCAGGGCAGGAGGGCAUGCAGGCUGUGAUGGCCAGCGACUUCACCGUGCCGCGCUUCCAGUACCUGCAGAAGCUGCUCCUGGUCCACGGCCACUGGUGCUACUCCCGCCUGGCCAACAUGAUCCUGUACUUCUUCUACAAGAAUGCUAUGUUCGUGGCCCUGAUCUUCUGGUAUCAGUUUUAUUCGGGCUUCUCGGGGUCGGCCAUGAUCGAUCAGUGGUAUCUCAUCUUCUUCAACCUGAUGUUCUCUGCUUUUCCUCAACUCGUCACUGGCACUUUGGACAAAGACGUGUCUGCCCAAACUCUGCAGGACCUACCUCAGCUCUACAUGAAUGGGCAGAACUCCGAGGAAUAUAAGCCAUACAUGUUCUGGAUGAAUAUGAUUGAUGCCUUCUACCAAAGCAUCGUGUGUUUCUUCGUGCCCUACUUUGCCUAUGCUGACUCAGAUGUGGACUUGUUUACAUGGGGCACGCCCAUCACUACCCUGGCCCUCUUCACCAUCCUGCUCCACCUGAGCAUCGAGACCAAAACCUGGACCUGGCUGAACUGGGCCUCCAUCCUCUUCAGUGUCGGCCUGUUCUUCACGGUGGCCCUGUGCUACAACGCCUCCUGCCCCGUCUGCUACCCUCCCUCCAACCCCUACUGGACCAUGCACAGGCUGCUGGGAGACCCCCUCUUCUACCUGCUGUGUGUCGUUACCCCAGUGGUGGCUGUGCUGCCCAGAUAUUUCUACAGGGCCUGCCAGGGCUCCCUGUUCCCCAGCCUGGUGCAGGUCGGCCGGCAGCUCGACAAACUGUCCCCGGAGUCCCGCGGGAGCUUCCUCAGCCAGCGCUCCAUGUGCGGCGCCCGGUUCCCCCUGUAUCCCUUUCCCGGGCCCUUCCCGCGGGACUACCACCCCGCCACCCAGGAGAGCCACCCCUGCAAGAAGUGGGACGGCCCGAAGCAGCCCAUCGACCAGCUGAGGCCGGGCUGUACCACUCGGGUGAAGGACAAUAAAGAGGGGGGGGAGCCCGACCGGCCGGCUCCCGCCGCCUCUCCGGACAAAAGCCCGCCGGGCCCCGCGGAGUCCCCCAGCCCCGCCCCGGCCCCCCAGGCCUGCAGCACCCCGCAGCCUGACCCCGCCCUGGGGCCCCCGCUCUUCCGGGUCCUGAACUGGACGGCGCCGCCGCCCUUCCCGCUGCGGGACGGGGUGCCGCUGAGGGCGCUCUCGCCGAGCGACCCCCAGCACAACGCCUCGGACCGCCCCCCGCACGCCCCCCGAGACGGCCUCCUCGCCACCACGCUCUUAUGA
This is a messenger RNA of Conger conger (European conger), 4560 nucleotides long. RefSeq names its product ATPase phospholipid transporting 10A (gene atp10a). Gene Ontology annotation, molecular function: ATP binding; ATP hydrolysis activity; magnesium ion binding. Gene Ontology annotation, biological process: phospholipid translocation. The coding region runs from base 205 to 4560 and encodes 1451 amino acids. Lineage: Eukaryota; Metazoa; Chordata; Actinopteri; Anguilliformes; Congridae. The transcript is spliced from 21 exons. The record is from RefSeq and is a predicted model, not a curated record. Gene Ontology annotation, cellular component: plasma membrane.